This is a messenger RNA of Malus domestica (apple), 3021 nucleotides long. Its product is annotated as ribonucleases P/MRP protein subunit POP1. The record is from RefSeq and is a predicted model, not a curated record. Gene Ontology annotation, biological process: tRNA 5'-leader removal. Gene Ontology annotation, cellular component: ribonuclease MRP complex; nucleolar ribonuclease P complex. NCBI's taxonomy places the organism in Eukaryota, Viridiplantae, Streptophyta, Magnoliopsida, Rosales, Rosaceae.
AAUCUCUCCCUCUCCUCUCCCUCUCUCUCUCACCUGUUCUUCUUCUCCCAGUAGUCAGGUCGUCAGGUCUUCUGCUGCAAAAUCUCUCUCUCUCCUCUCCCUCUCUCUCACCCGUUCUUCUUCUCCCAGUAGUCAGGUCGUCAGCCAUUCAGCUCCGAUAAUCUCGCAACCUCACAGAGUUUUCGGAGUAAUAGACUAGUACUGCGAAUAGAGACCGAUGAUGUCCGAAGAGUGAAGAGGCGAUUAUAAUUUUGUGUGGCGGACUGGUAUAAUAUCGUUCUUCAUCUGAGGGGUUUAAUUGUGUCUAAUGGCUACCGAUGGUUUCAGACGGCAACAGGUUUCAUCAGCUCCGCCUCGAAAAAUCAAUGUCCAAAAGUUUGCAGAAUCACGGGGUUCAGAGCUUGAGACACUCCAUUCAAUUGUAUCUAACAGAUUGAACAAUGAUUUCCGGUCUCGGAGAAGCAAGAGAAGAAGAACCACUGCUUACGACAAUCAAGCCGCCAAAAAAAGAUGUAGAAAGAAGCGAAAACUUGAUCAGAGUAAUGCUUUGACAUUGCCUCCAGGGAAAUAUGACAAGAAGAAUGUUCCUCGUCGCAUUCGUCGGAGAGCUGAGCUUAAAAUGAACCUUGAAAAGGGUUUCUGCACAUCAGGGGAUGGUACAAAGAGGCUUAGAACACAUGUUUGGCAUGCGAAGCGGUUCACAAUGACAAAGCUUUGGGGUUACUACCUUCCCUUGGGUUUGCAGGGCAGAGGAAGGGGUUCCAGAGCUGUCUUGAAGUGGUUCAGGGAUGGAGUGCUUGUUCAUGAUGCAAGCUAUCAUGUAGCUAUCCAAUUGGAGGGGCCGGAGGAUUCGUUACUAUCAGUGUUAGGCAUGGUAAUGGUGUCUCCUCCGUCAACUCGUUCUGAAACUGUUUCCCAUUCUGUUAUUUCUGGUGUCAUAUAUGAUAAUGCUAUGCUUCAUCAUUUGGGAGCACCUCUUUCAAAACCAAUUGCUCCUGUGAACUGUAUGUGGCGGCCUUCUGGCCAACCAAAUAGAGAUAAUAAUGCAGCUGACUGUGAAGGCGAUGAAUUUAAUGGGCUAGAGGGUACAAAGCACUCUUCUACUGAUCGCCAGCUUUGGGUGUGGAUACAUGCUUCUGCUCUCACUGAAGCUUAUGACACUAUGAAAUUAGCUUGCCAAAAAGAGAUGGAGGGCAGGGGCAUCGUGAUUAAUUGUUCCUCACUUGAGGGUCAACUUGCAAAAUUAGAAUUAGUGGGAUCAAAAGCAUUUCAACUCCUUCAAAGGACAUUAAUCCCUGCUACCAGGACUAGAGAUACUUCUUGGAAGUUGAUGAGACAUUCAGCUGCCGAGGCAGAUGUGGAUUCCCGAUCUACAAUUCAUCUUAAAAACGAGGAGGAAAUUCCUUCUCAUGCAAUUUUGUCCCUUAAUGUCAAGGAUCCUCGCACAUUAACAGAGAAGGGAAACACUGCAGAUGCUGAAGAUUUAGGUUCAGCUAGUAUACUAGGUGAUGUACUAGGAACUGAAGACAACGAGCAUAUUAUCUGUGGACAAUUUUCAGACAAACCUGCAGGUAGUGGCAAGAUCAGAGCAAACAAUUUGUGGGAUGUUAGCAGUGGAGUAAGCCCUCCAGUGGAAGAGGCUGUUCUUUGCAAUGAAAGACAUGACCAGAAGAGGAAUUUCUUCUGCCUCGAUGAUUCAAGUUCAGGGGCACUAAAUACUUCCUCCACGUCACAGGGCUCAUGGUCUUGCCCGAUUAUGCUUUUGAAGAAUAGUAACGGAAGAGGCUUGCAUGUUGGAUGGUCUGUUAUACUCCCCUUAAGCUGGGUCAAGGCAUUUUGGAUUUCUCUUGUCUCUAAGGGGGCUCAUGCAUUGGGUUUGAGAGAGAAGCGCUGGAUUUCAAGUGAAGUGGGGUUGCCAUAUUUUCCUUCAGAUUUUCCUGAUUGCAAUGCAUAUUUAUGCCUCAAGGAAACCGAAGCUGCUGCCUCUAAUCUUAAAGAUGAACUGCGUCCUCCAGCCAUAAGACCUUUGAAGGUUCCCAUUUUAUCCCCAUGGAAUAGUAUCCGAGUUGCUUUAAAAGAAGAAUCUGUUGCAGUUGGAGAUGCUGAAAGUUUUUGGCAACAACAUGGUGUCAGAAGCGAUUCAUCAUCUAAUUCAGAGUGUGGAAACUCUGAUGCUACAUUAGCUGGCUGUCAUGGAGAUUCAUUUGAUGGUUUUGUAGCACGGACGAAAUUUUCACUGACAAAUUUCUUGAAUGAAAUUCAAGGCUGUCAUUUGCGUAUGUAUCCUUAUGUGGCUGAUAAGGAGACAAGUUUUACGAAGUCUAUGAGGGGUGAAAUAAAGCUUGAACCGGGCCAAGAUCAGCUUGCUAGAUUUAAGUACAAUCGUAAAUUAUGUUAUGUUAGAGUAUUGCUCCAUGCUUACAAGGAAGGUUUUCUUGAAGAGGGAGCAGUAAUUUGUGCGCCUCGACUGACGGACAUCUCACUGUGGACCAGGUCAGAUAGUUUCGAUGGAGGACUUCAGAUGCCUCAGUCUGCUGUGGCAUCAUACUUCGCAGAGCAAUCUUAUGGUAAGUGGGAAGUCCAAAUACCAGAGGACGCUGUUCUUAGAGAAACUCAUCGUUCGCCAAUAGGCUUCGUCACCACUGGUUUUGUUAGAGGGAGCAAGAAGCCAGUAGCAGAAGCUUUUUGCGAGGCAGUUGUACUCGCUCGUCUCAGAGAGGAACAAUGGGAUUCGGUGCCAGCUAAGCAAAGACGAAAGGAAAUAUAUGUUCUAGUCAGGAAUUUGAGAUCUUCAGCUUAUAGACUUGCUCUUGCCACCAUUGUUCUGGAGCAUCAGGAAGAAGAUGUCGAAUUCUUGUGAGCAGCCGCAGAAUAUGUGGUUGGCUUGCGUAGCACAACAAAACAAUGUUGUUCUAAAUUUACUUUUUACUAAACCAAAUAGUUAUAGGAAGCUUCAUGUUUUUCGUGUCUCGGCAACAUCACAGUCAUUAGUCACAUAAUACAUAUAACCUUUCAUCUUUA